AUGUUGCAGUUCUAUCAAGUUUUACCAGAUGACGUGGAUGUUGCUGUCUUACAGGAGCCACACUUUGCAAAACUGGAUGUGGAGGAGCUGUUCAUCUCUUUGAUCUCAGGUGAAUCGCCGCUCUUCUUUGACUUAAAACCCUUCCGGGGGGCGGGACCAGGACCGCGGCGGCAGGGCAGAGGGGCGCGGCUUCCGGCUCAACCCGCGCGCUCCGCGGGGCGUGCAUCCUGGAGGGCCGCCCGCAGGUGGCGGCGCAGGCCGGCGGGCGGGCGGGGCGGUAGAAGGGGAGGGCUCGGCGCGCGUCGGGCGGUGACGGCAGCGCGGAGGGGAGGUGCGAGCCGCCUGCCCGCGGGGGAGCCAUGGCGAGAGGCCGCGCCGCGGCGCCCGCAUCAGUGCCCGCGUCUGCAGCAGCGCCCCCGCCCGCCGCCCCGGGGCCCACCCCGCCGCCGUGCCCGCGCGCCCCGAGCCCGUGACGCCCGCGCGCCACGAGUGAGGCGCCCCCGGAGAGGGGCUGCGCGCGGGAGGGAGCGCGGGGCAGCCGGAGCACCUAGACGACCCCCGCGUCCCGGAACCGCGGACCCCGAGCUCUCGAGCGCCAAGUCGGCGGCGAGCAGCAGGAGGAGGGGGCGCCGAAGCCGAACCCAGCCGCGUGCACCCCUGUGCCGCCCGGCCGGCAGCUGCGGAGGGAACCUGAGCCGCCGGGCGGCCGGGGCCGGGCCGAGGACAACGAAGAGGAGGCGGCCGACAGAACCAAGCGUCCGGAGAGCCCCGCGCGGGAGGCCCCCGGGACCGCGCCUGCGACGGGGCCGCGCUCCGUGCGCCUCUCUCGGGUUUCCUGUAAGGAGCCCCUGCUGGUACACCACACCUACCCGGGGCUGUCCACCUGACUGCCCCAGACUCCGGCAGCGGGGCCCCUGAUGGCAGUGGGCACCUUCCCGUGAAACCUGCCAAGCUGGACGCCACAGCUCCG
Mustela lutreola (European mink) is the source of this 970-nucleotide messenger RNA. Its product is annotated as serine/arginine repetitive matrix protein 1-like. The transcript is spliced from 3 exons. Bases 1 to 918 code for a protein of 305 amino acids. NCBI's taxonomy places the organism in Eukaryota, Metazoa, Chordata, Mammalia, Carnivora, Mustelidae. The record is from RefSeq and is a predicted model, not a curated record.